AUGAUGUCAACCUUCUCCAGCCGGCUCUUGACAAACGCCACGAGCCUAUUCGGUAUACAGGGUCCAAAGAUCAAGGUUAUCAGAAUCAUUGCGACUGGCCCUAUCAAGGUGGAUAUCAGGGUGGUCAGCCAAGUGAUCUUCCUGCUCAACCUCUCCCUCCUCGACCUGGGCUGCAUCUCCACCACCCUCCCCAAAGCCAUGGCCAAUUCCCUCUGGGACACCAGGGCCAUCUCCUACACAGGAUGUGCUGCUCAGGUCUUUGUACUUCUUUUCUUCCUUGAAGCAGAGUGGUCCCUUCUCACCAUCAUGUGCUAUGACCGCUACGUGGCCAUCUGCAGACCCCUGCACUAUGGGACCCUCCUGGGCAGCAGAGCUUGUGUCCACAUGGCAGCAGCUGCCUGGGCCUCUGGGUUUCUCACUGCUCUGCUGCACACAGCCAGUACAUUUUCACUGCCCCUCUGCCAGGGCAAUGUCCUGGGACAGUUCUUCUGUGAAAUCCCCCAGAUCCUCAAGCUCUCCUGCUCACACUGCUACCUCAGGGAACUUGUGGUUAUUGUGGUUGGUGCCUGCUUAGCAUCGGGCUGUUUUGUCUUCAUGGUGGUGUCCUAUGUGCAGAUCUUCAGGGCUGUGCUGAGGAUCCCCUCUCAGCAGGGAAGGCACAAAGCCUUUUCCACCUGCCUCCCUCACCUGGCCGUGGUCUCCCUGGUCAUCAGCACUGCCAUGUUUGCCUACCUGAAGCCCCCCUCCAUCUCCUCCCCAUCCCUGGACCUGGUGGUGGCAGUUCUGUACUCAGUGGUGCCUCCAGCAGUGAACCCCCUCAUCUACAGCAUGAGGAACCAGCAGCUCCAGGAUGCUGUGCAGAAACUGGUGACUGGAGGAUUCUCAUAA
This is a messenger RNA of Apus apus (common swift), 888 nucleotides long. RefSeq names its product olfactory receptor 14C36-like. Gene Ontology annotation, cellular component: membrane. Gene Ontology annotation, biological process: G protein-coupled receptor signaling pathway. Lineage: Eukaryota; Metazoa; Chordata; Aves; Apodiformes; Apodidae. The transcript has 2 exons. Gene Ontology annotation, molecular function: G protein-coupled receptor activity; odorant binding; olfactory receptor activity. The coding region runs from base 1 to 888 and encodes 295 amino acids. The record is from RefSeq and is a predicted model, not a curated record.